AUGCCGUCCACCACCUUCCUCACGGUGGCUCUUGCCGCCGUCAGCGCCGUCUCGGCCAUGCCGGCGCGCAUUGGCGUGCCUGUCUCGACGAGCAACUUCUCGAUCCACCAGGUGCGCAACGAGCAGUUCACCGGCCACCACGGUCCUCUGGCGCUGGCCAAGGCCUACCGCAAGUAUGGCGUCGCUCUGCCGACCGACCUGGAGGCGGCCGUGGCCAAGAUUCAGGCCGACCAGGCUGUCUCGCGUCGUGACACCGGCAGUGCCACCAACACGCCCACGUCCGACGAUUCGGAGUACUUGACGCCCGUGCAGAUUGGCACGCCGGCUCAGACUCUCCACCUCGACUUCGACACCGGUUCGUCUGACCUCUGGGUUUUCAGCACCGAGACCCCGUCCGGCUCCGUCGACGGCCAGACGCUCUACAAGCCGGCCAGCAGCAGCUCGUCUGAGAAGCUGACGGGCGCCACCUGGAAGAUCAAGUACGGUGAUGACAGCACGUCGAGCGGCGAUGUCUACACUGACGUCGUCUCCGUCGGCGGUCUCUCGGUCCAGAGCCAAGCCGUCGAGUCGGCCAAGACCGUCUCGUCCUCCUUCACGUCCGACACGGCCAGCUCCGGCCUUCUCGGUCUUGCCUUUAGCUCCAUCAACGCCGUUCUGCCCGACCAGCAGAACACCUUCUUCGACAACGCCCAGGACUCGCUCGACUCUGCCCUCUUCACCGUCGACCUGAAGCACGGCAAGGCCGGCAAGUACAACUUUGGCUACAUCGACUCUGCUGCUCACACCGGCAGCAUCACCUACACCGAUGUCGACAACGCCAAGGGCUUCUGGGGCUUCACUGCUGAUGGCUACAAGAUUGGCAACGCUGCCAAGAAGGGCACCUCCAUCUCCGGCAUUGCUGACACCGGCACCACCCUGCUGCUGCUGCCGGACGCCGUUGUCGAUGCCUACUACGCCGGCGUCUCUGGCGCUUCCUACGACAGCAGCCAGGGCGGCUACACCUUCCCUAGCAGCGCCACUCUGCCUGCCUUCACGUACUACGUCGAGGGUGUUGCCUUCACCGUCCCGGCUUCCUACAUCAAGUAUGCUGCCAUCGACUCGUCCACCUACUUCGGUGGCAUCCAGUCCGACAGCUCCAUUGGCUUCUCCAUCUUCGGUGACGUCGCUCUCAAGGCCGCCUUUGUCAUCUUUGACGCCACCCCGAAGCUGGGCUUUGCUCCCAAGACCCUGUAA
Molecule: messenger RNA, 1233 nt
Organism: Grosmannia clavigera kw1407
Lineage: Eukaryota; Fungi; Ascomycota; Sordariomycetes; Ophiostomatales; Ophiostomataceae
Product: aspartic proteinase
Exons: 1
Coding region: 1-1233 (410 amino acids)
Biological process (GO): proteolysis
Molecular function (GO): aspartic-type endopeptidase activity
Source: RefSeq, a predicted model, not a curated record